AGUUGCAACAAAUUCUGUUUUUCCAGUUAAAUAAACAUCUAUUGUACGGUUGGUUGAAUAAUAAUAUGCAUUUAUGCAUUUCAUGUGUAUCACCUAACUGCUAGAACGUUUUCCUGUGAAAUUUUCACAUACAAACAUUUUUUCAAUCAUUUUGAAGAAAACCAUCAAUAAAAAAUGUUCUCCGGACUCACCAACCAAGUCUCAUCAUGGAUGGGAAGUGUUAAGGGGGAACAAGAAGAAAAAGUUCCUACCCCCACAGAGGAAAGUACCAAUGUGCUCGUGGUGGAUACUGAAAAGAAGGAAGGGAGCCCAACUAAAGCAAGUGGUGGGAAGUUAGAGAUGUUCUCAAAUGUGAAGAAUCAGAUAGAAGGAAUUGGAGGGUGGUUGGGGUCCAGCAUUCCUAAAUUACGAAAAGGUGAAACAGAAGGCCUAGCUGAGAAUCAGGAAGGUGCUACUGAAUACACUGAACCCCAACCCCCAGAAUCUGCUCCAGUCAAAGAUGAGGAUGAUAAUUCCAGAAAUCUUAGUGCUACUGGAGGCGCUGACUCUGGGCCCCAAUCUGCUGCUGAAUCCCCUACUGAAGAUAAAGAUGGUCAAUUUGUAAAUGUACAACAUAAGGCUUUAGCUGGAGCUAAGUCCUUAGGUAGUUUUCUGUAUUCUGCUGUAAAUAAGGCUGGAAAAUCUGUGAGUGAAGCUAGCGCUAAAAUCAAAGAAACUGUUGAGAAAAACAGCAUUCUAGGUGAAUUCAAUAAAGAGCAGGAAGCUUUUCUGAAAGAUAAAAACGGAGGUCCAGCUACAGCACUGCCCCCAUGGGUGGGCUGUGCCAAUGAAGAGGCUCUAAAAGAUGAAUGUCUCAGUCUGUCCACUGACAGAAGGAACUUCGUCCGUAGCCCGCCAGCCGGCGUUGAUUUCCAAUUUGAAUAUGAAGUUACUUACCCCAUUGCCAUGGCUAUAAUGGAACAAGAUCCUAAUCUGGAGAAGAUGCGAUAUGAACUUGUGCCUAAAGUAAUAUCAGAGGAGAACUUUUGGAGGAAUUACUUUUACCGUGUGAGCCUAAUUUGCCAGGCCAAUGAACUGUCUUUCAUGUCAAGGGAGGGAGAUAAUCAAACUGCAACAGAGUCUUCAGAUCAACUAAUAGUAGAUAGUUCAGAAAAAGAUGUGCAUGAGUUUGUAUCUGACACGCUUCAAGCCAGUAGUGAAGAUUUAGUUGAGGUUCAAGAAGGAAUGAAAAAAUUGGCACUUGGAUCCAAAACUAAUGAAGAAGAAUGGGAGAGAGAAUUGGAAGCUGAGCUUCAAGAUUAUGAAUUGGUUAGUGAACAGAAAUCCACCAAUUUGAAGAGUGAGAAUUGGGAGCAAGAUAUUGAAGAAAUGCUGCAAGAAGAGGCUGAUCUCAAGUGAAAACUUUCAUUAUCGUGAUUUAUUUUAGAUUAUUAUGCAACUGAUGUAUUUUAUGGUUUGUCUAAGAUAUCAUUGUUAAUAGUGGAGACCAGUGAAGAAAAUGUCAUAUGAUAAUAACAACUUUACAUUGGCAGGAGGUAUAAUCACCAAAUGAAAUAUUUCGACUAUUUCAAAGAUUUGAAUAUUCUCACGUCACAUACAUAUGGUGAACGUAGCAAGUCUUGCUCCUGUCGCCAACUUCGAAACCGCUUUUCAAAAUGUUAUCUUCUGGAAAUUGAAUAAUUUUUUUUGAAUUUGUAUUUUGCAUAUUGUGCGAUUUCAAAGAUGGUAGGGGCAGGACUUCAGACGGACACUCUAUGUAUAUCAUAAAGCUGCUGUGAUGAUGAAGACAUAAUAAAUUCCAAAUGGCUUUACUGUUUUUUUACUAAUUAUUUGCAAAUUUUCUGAUGGUCAUAUUUAAUUAGUCAAGUGUUGAUAUCUUCUCAAAUCUUUCAUUCCAUACGCCUAAUUAAAGAACCUGAUUAGUUUAAAACUUAUAUUUAGUCUAAAACUUUUACUUAUUUAGUUUCAUGAAAACUUAAUGAGUAGUACAAAUGCAUUACAAGAUUAGAUGUAUGAUCCUCGUGCUCUUGAAAAAAGUUGAACAGUCUGACAUAUCUGAACAGAACUAAUUAGUUAUAGAUUUUCUGAUGGUUAUCAAGGUGAUUUUCUGUUGCACAUGAAUCAACAGCCAGUAUAUAAAACUCUGGAUGACGGGGAGUAUUUCGUUAAUCCUUAAUAGAUGUUUUAAUUUUGUAUGUAGGUAUGUGUUUUCUAGUCAUUAGUAAGUUUGUUAGAAUGUGUAUUGAUAUUUAUUUUGUGAUAGCUGAAAAUGCAGGGUCUUCACCUUACUUAGAUAGUGACACUUCAUAUAUAAUAAUACAUCUUCGAUUUGCUAUCAAAUUAUGCAAUUACUAGUGUUUCAACGUCUUUCUUUGUAUAUAUUCGUAGAUGUACCUAUAUGUAAUUAUUUGAGAGGUGUAAUAUAAAUAUUGAAAUACG
This is a messenger RNA of Phaedon cochleariae (mustard beetle), 2439 nucleotides long. The record is from the annotation of a GenBank genome assembly. Lineage: Eukaryota; Metazoa; Arthropoda; Insecta; Coleoptera; Chrysomelidae.